AUGGCUGACCAUGUGUUGCUCAGCCUGGGCUUCUGUCAUCCUGGGGCCGGCUGCCGCUUGGCCUCCGUGCCGGCCGGCCGCGUGGCUCCCGUAGAGCUCGUCUUGAUCCGAGCUCGCCUCGGAGACUUCCCUGUCGGCCUGGACCCUCUCGAGGUCACGGCGGUGGACCUGGUGCCUGCGGCCCCUUCUGUGCUCCAAGCGAACUUCCUCGAGGUCCCGCUGCGUGACGGCAUCGGCGCCGCCCUGCUGGAGCCGUCGGACCCCCGGCGCUGCGCGGCGCUCCCGCUGGGGCAUUUUGACGGGGCGCUGCUGUCGAACGUGCUGCGGGCCAUGCCGAGGAGGCGGGAUCAGAGGCUGGCGAUCGCGCGCGCCGCGCGGACGCUGCGUGUCGGCGGGGUGCUGGUCAUCGCCGACCUCACCAAAUUUCGCUCCCUGCUGAGCCCUCGAGCCCUGCGCAGCUGGGGCCUCUCCCAGACG
This is a messenger RNA of Prorocentrum cordatum, 477 nucleotides long. NCBI's taxonomy places the organism in Eukaryota, Dinophyceae, Prorocentrales, Prorocentraceae. The record is from the annotation of a GenBank genome assembly.